Messenger RNA from Brienomyrus brachyistius, 4202 nucleotides. RefSeq names its product sushi domain containing 4 (gene susd4). Lineage: Eukaryota; Metazoa; Chordata; Actinopteri; Osteoglossiformes; Mormyridae. The transcript has 8 exons. The record is from RefSeq and is a predicted model, not a curated record. The coding region runs from base 890 to 2356 and encodes 488 amino acids. Gene Ontology annotation, biological process: negative regulation of complement activation, alternative pathway; negative regulation of complement activation, classical pathway.
CCUGGUGCAGAAAAAAAUUGGCAAGCACCUGCCUCUAGGUAAAUAAUGUUUCUUUAUUGUCAGAUGCUGUGAGAUUGAAAAGUUUUAAAGUCUGGCCCCAUCAACUUGUUUACUUACACGAAUAAUCACUUGACAAGAAACUCUAAUUAGGCCUACCCAAACGUAACGUGAAAAAGAUAUUCCUGUCCUGGUGUAUCACUGUAUACUGGAUUAUGUUUCAAAUAAGACCUAAAACCCAAUGCAUAAACCACAGAUGCAACGGUACGAUAUUUAUUUCAUCCCCUCCACAUCGACGCUUGUACAGCUUGGACACAUUCAUAGAUCUCCAUGCGCCUUUUAUAAAGCUGGAUAACGCUGAAGCCGCGGUGGCGGACACCUCCGAUGCGCGCUCCACCCCAUAGUCAUGCCCGCGCCUACGCUCGUUCCCGUCGACGCCGGUGCGUUUCGCUGGAUAUCAGCCGGCGUGUGGAAGAGCGCAGCUCAAGGAGUAGAGCGGGUUUCACUAUUAUAAUUUCGUAUUCUCGCAAGACUUUCUGCAGGUGUGCGUAGAUGCGCAACGUUGUCAUUAGAAGCACUGUAUUGUUUGGUAGGAGGCCACUGUGAAGCUGAACCUACAUCCGAUGUGACACGGCGGCGUAUUUCGGGACGGGCACCUAAUUUACCGUGGUAAAAGGAUGAAACGUAAGAUCACUCUGGUUCAGUAGGCCGUACAUAUUAACAGGAAGAGAGGAAAUGCGUAUCAGUCUGGCAUCAUUGUUUCGUGUCGGGGUACCCAGAAGAAAAUAGGGGGACGCGCUUUGCGAAAAUGGUCCUGGUUAUUCAUUUUAAAAUACACCGUCCCGCAUUUUCUUUCAGAGCGCCGUGCUUCCAUGAAUUGCGCCGGUAGAAGAUGUAUCACCAUGUAAUAAGAUCUAGGUGUGGAGAUCCGUUAUCGUACAGAUGCUUUACAGUCUGCCGCAAACUGCUGAUGCUUUUAAUCUUUAAUCUACAGCCGCAGUCCGCUUUCUCAGACUUCACCGUAGAUCAACAGUUCUGCGUGGAUCCCGGUUACUCUGAUCACGGCAGCCGACUCCCAGCCUCGGGGGUCUUUUUCGAGAAUGACGUGGCCCGGUUCUCUUGCGAAGAGGGCUUUCGACUCAAGGGCCCGGCCAAGAUGGCCUGUGCGCGGCUUUCUAAUGGCUCCAUUGGCUGGAAGCCAAACGUGAAGCCGGUGUGUCUCCCUGAAGAUUGUAUGGUUCCAUAUGUGGAUGAUGCUGAUGUUGUAAAUAAGACCUACAGACCUGGGGACCAGCUGGUUGUUAGUUGCCAUGGAGGAUAUCAGAUCCGUUACCCGGAUGCAGACACUGUACAGUCUGUCUGUCAGGAUGAUGGAAGCUGGGCUAACCUACCAGUCUGUCAAGGCUGUCUGCGACCCAUGAUCCCUCCUCACAGCUACGUGAACCUCACCGAGACAGAGUUCUCCAUCCCGGUGGGGAAGGUGGUUCACUACCAGUGUUUCCCAGGCUACAAGCUGGAUGGUGCCGACCUGCUGGAGUGCAUGUACAGCCUCAUGUGGUCCAGUCCUCCACCCCGCUGCCUGGAGGUGGAAGUGUGCAGCCUGCCGCCCAUGGUGGAACAUGGAGACUACGUGUGCCACCCUCAGCCCUGUGAUGGCUACAUCCACGGGACCGUAGUCGAGUUCUUCUGCGACCCAGGCUACACCCUUGCGAAUGACUACAGGUAUAUAACCUGCCAGUUUGGACAGUGGUUCCCUCACAUUCAGGUCUACUGCGUCAAAACAGAAACCUCCUGGCCAAACACACCAGAGACUCUGACGACGUGGAAGCUGAUCUCCAUCACAGCCUCCAGUGUGCUGCUGGCCCUGUUGCUGGUCGUCUUAGUGAAGGCGUUCCAGUUCAGGUGCAAGACGCACCGGCAGUUGAGGGAUCAGCGUCGGAAUUCUGGCUGCCCCGACUUCCUGGUGGUGGAUGGCGUUCCUGUGCUGCUCCCCACGUAUGACGAAGCGGUCGGCAGCGAUGCCAGUCUGCCUCCUAACUUCGAGCCCCCUGCCCGUGCUGGUCACGUCCCCUUCUCGCACCCCCAGGAACAGGGACCACCAGCAUAUCCCGGCCAUGCCCAGGGACACAGAGUGGCAGGCCGAGAUGCCACUGAAUAUGAGACAUGCGAGAGCCUUUCAGAUUCCACAGAAUAUCUCCAAAGCGUCUGUCCCUCGUCCGUGUUCACAGGGGGACAGAGCAACCUGUCAGACAGGACCAACCCUGUGGUCUCACCUUCGGGGGACACGACCUCCACAAGCCCCAGUAUCGAUAUAGCUGACGGAAUGCCUCUGGUAGAGGAUGGAUGUGAAGACUGCUGAUGAAAUCCGGCCCUUGGUAGAAGAACUACAUAUGAGGAUUUUUACAUAUGGAAGAUGAACUGAAGAUACUGUUCCUUUGCAUUACCGCUCAUUAAAACCCCGGGAAAUCUCUCUUUUUUUUAAAGCAGAGGUGGAUCGCGUUCCUUUCAGUGUGCAUGGCUGUGUAUAUCUCCAGUCAGCGUCUGUAUGUUUUUUUUUUUUUUUUUUUUUGUUUCUGUUCUCGUCAAAUCUAAAGUGACACCGGGAAAAUCGGACCAAGCAGACAAAGACCCAGCUGACGUUUUCUGUGCUUGUCUCUAACUGGUCUCCAGUCCUCGGAUCUCUGGUCAUACGUCGUGAAUCAUUAUCCAAAUUAACUUAGGUGAGAUAACUAGCCUGUUCAGCAGAGACUGAACAGGAAUAUGAUCUUGAUACCAGCGGGCUAUUAACCGGUUACCUGCCAGUGGUUUGCCGGUGAGUGGCAGACAUUGGGUGGGGGUUUAAGCAAUAAGUAAAUAAGGAGAUGAUAGAAGUUUACAGGAGUGAGGGUCAUCCAAAAGAACUGGGAAAACAAGAGGAAAGGAAGCGGACGGUCCUGGGGAUUCGGGACAGAAUGUCCGUAGUGAUCCUUGUUAAUUACUCCCCUUGUGAGCUGUGUGCUAACUGAGAGUCGUCUUUCCUUUCUGUCGGUCCUUUGUAGACUCUUCAAACAACAUCCAGAGUUUCUGACAUAGCACCUUCCCCCACACAGGCGUUACACAACUGGAGAAACACCAUUGGCAAACAUUCUCGCAGUUCAUCUGAAUGGCUGAUCUUAAAACUCGGGGGGGGAAACGAUGUCCUGAAUUGGGUGUAUGAGGGAAAAAUGCUGGGUGUCCAAGACUAACUGGAAGCCGGUUCCCACCCCCACAGGUAUGCUGGUAAGUCAAACAGCUGUGUGCAUGUUAAAGGGGGUGAACAUUCACUUUAUAUGCCAAGUCUCAGUUGUUUUACUGGAGGUUUCCAGUGUCUGAAUGGGCUAAUCUCACCGAUCGCGGUUGCAGUGUUUUUUUUAUGCUCUGUAUAUAUGUAGCUAGGCCUGUAUUCGCUGAAUUACAACGAUCUGACGGAUUAAGGUGACGGAGAGGCAGGAGAAUCUUAUGGAUCGCCAGGCUGCUUCCAGUGCCACUCCAAAUAGCACUGGGAAUGUGAUUGGGAUGCACACAGGUGCAGUAAGGCAUCACCAAAAGCAUCUCCAGCGAUUCGCAGUUAAGUUAAAUGUUAUCUCAGACAAAGCUCUCUGUACAUGUAUCUGUUGUACAUCAGUUUAGGGCAGAAUUAAGGGGCUUGUGUUUAAUUUGGGGGUUAAUUCUGUGUGUAUGUGACCCAGUAAAUAUGAUUUAGUGUUUUGAAUUGGAUUUUUUUUAAUCACAUUGUGGACAAGAAUGUUGAAUGCUGAACAGGUGGGAAGGGGGCCUCAUGACCAAUGUUAUAUGACCUUCUAUAAUCCUUCCCGGCUCAGGAUGUCACUGCAACAGCUUCCUGUUUUUGGACACCAAGUAAGUCUUUUGAAAACUGCAGCUAAGAUGUAGGACACUGAUUCUUGCAAAAUCUUCACUUACUAAUGAAAAACAAUAUAAUAUUACUAAGAAGGGAUUGAGAAAAAAAAACUAUUAUGUAUUAUUGUACUAUACAUGGAUUGAUGGACUGAGAUCCUGGUAUAAGAAAGAAAGUAUCUAGAGAAAAAGAAGUUUGUGAAUGUUAAAAAAAUCUAAGCUGUGCAAGUCACCUCAUUUCCAGUUAGAAAUGGAGAGAAAGUUAAGAGAGAAAAAAACCAAAAUUAUCAGUGGUCAUCUUUGCUGUUUAAUAAAAGCAAUAUUAAAGUGAA